Molecule: messenger RNA, 594 nt
Organism: Phlebotomus argentipes
Lineage: Eukaryota; Metazoa; Arthropoda; Insecta; Diptera; Psychodidae
Gene: Apf
Product: bis(5'-nucleosyl)-tetraphosphatase [asymmetrical]
Exons: 2
Coding region: 111-539 (142 amino acids)
Biological process (GO): ATP biosynthetic process; AMP biosynthetic process
Molecular function (GO): bis(5'-nucleosyl)-tetraphosphatase (asymmetrical) activity
Source: RefSeq, a predicted model, not a curated record
UGUUCACUUUUGACUGUUUGACUUUGAUAUCCGGGCAGAAUAUUUUUCUUGGCAAGUAUUCUUCACGGAAUUAACCACUGAAAAGUGAAUUAAAUAGUUCAUUGGACGCGAUGGGCAAGGAAGUGGCUGCUGGUUUCCUCCUCUUCCGCCGUCUUAGCGAUCAGAUCCAGUAUUUACUGCUGCAAGCGUCUUAUGGCACCGGCCACUGGACUCCUCCGAAGGGGCAUCUGGAGGCUGGAGAGACGGAAUUCGAGGCGGCGCUGCGAGAGACCAAAGAAGAGGCGGGAUAUUCCGAGGCUGAUCUGAAAGUCUACAAGGAUCACUUCCAUGAGAUGCAUUAUCAAGUCAAGGGGAACGACAAGAGGGUAAUUUACUGGCUGGCGGAGCUGGAGAAUCCCCAGAAGGAGCCUGAGCUCUCCGACGAGCACGUGGCAAGGAAGUGGCUGCCGAAAGACGAGGCCAUCGCUCUGUCCGGCUUCUCGAACUUCGAGGAAAUGGUGAGGAAGUUCCACGACGUCAUCGUGAGCAAGUUAAGCUAGAGGAGUUAACAUAAAUUCAUGUAUAUAUUUGAAUAUAUUGCAAAUUAAUACAUGA